AUGACUCGGGCUUCCAAAAGAAAAUCCGAUGUUCAAAAUACUGCGUCUGCCAAAACCGCCCGCACAGAUUCUGUUCGUUCUGCAUCCAGUAAAGCUUCGGCGAAGGGGUAUCAACGUAUAGAUGAAAUAUUCAACAAAUAUGCUGAUAAAACAUCGGGGAUGAUUGAACCAGAGGGAAUUGAGGCACUAUGUUCUGAUCUAGAGGUGGAUUACACAGAUAUUAGGAUUUUGAUGCUUGCUUGGAAAAUGGAUGCUGAAAAGCAGGGAUAUUUUACUCAGGAUGAAUGGAGGAGAGGCUUGAAAGCUCUUAAAGUUGAUAAUAUUAAUAAACUGAAGAAAUCACUACCAGCAUUGAAGAAAGAGGCCUUGAAGUCGGUAAACUUUGAAGUUUUCUACAUGUUUGCCUUCCGCUACUGUUUAACAGAGGAAAAGCAGAAGUGUUUAGACAUUGAGAGCGCCUGCAUGUUGAUCGACCUGGUAUUAGGGUUCCAAUAUCGGGCACAAGUUGAUUCAUUCAUUAAAUUUCUCAAGAUUCAGAGUGACUACAAGGUGAUGAAUAUGGAUCAGUGGACGAAUUUUCAUCGGUUUUGUAAAGAGAUAAGCUUUCCGGACCUUCAAAAUUAUGAUUCAUGUGAAGCUUGGCCUUUACUUCUCGAUAAUUUUGUUGACUGGCUUAAAGAAGAGGCAGCAUGA
Messenger RNA from Striga hermonthica, 693 nucleotides. NCBI's taxonomy places the organism in Eukaryota, Viridiplantae, Streptophyta, Magnoliopsida, Lamiales, Orobanchaceae. The record is from the annotation of a GenBank genome assembly.